UCGUCAACACUUACAGCUGAUUGCAGUUAAUACGUUUUGAUUGUUACUUCGUCGUUAGUUUCACAAAUCAAACUCAGCUCGGUUAUGUGAAGACUCCAAAGUUAUAGUCCGUUUUGAAGGAAAAGAACAUCCGAGAAUUAUGACAACGACGACAAGUGAUUUUUCAGCAAUGAUAGAUUUGUCGAAUUAUGAUUGCUUUCGAGUGAAGGAAAGUCCAGACCAAACCAAAUACGAACUCUUUUCCAUUUUACGCUCGGAUAAUUGCGACUUACAACUACUAAGGACUAAGCUCUGGGAAAAUUUUGGCAUACCAAUCGACAGAUGUAUUUCUUAUUUUGAUGAAGAUGACGAUCAGGUUCCAAUUAAUUUGGAAUGCGAAUUUGAGGCAGCAUUACAGCUAACAAGAAAGGCUACUACUUUAGAUACAACAAUUCUUUUGAUUGUUGGUAAUUUUUCUGCAAAUAAUUUAUAUUGGAAAAUGUCACCAAAUGAACAUAAAUUUCAAACGGAAAUUUUUAAAGAACUGAAUGCUUCAGUUCUUCGUUAUUGGCAUUCUUCGUCGCCUCCUUUAUGGUUUACAACUUACAUGGAAUCGAUGAAGAAAGACAUAGUGGCCACCAUUACCAGUCAAGUGCUGAAAGACGCAACAGAGAUAUUAAAUAAACGCUUGUUAGAUAUGCUUGUUCUUUCAAAAGAUCAUUCUUCUAUUUUCAAUGAAAAUAAUGAAAAGAAACCAAAAUCUCAAGAUGACGAAUCAAGUAACGUUUACGCCUCAGUUAAACCUGUAAACGAGUCAAUCAACACGAAUACUGAAGAUGAUUCGCAGAUAAGAGAAAUAUCGACGCUUUCAUGGGAAAUAUUUCGAAAAACCUAUAAAACUCAAAACAUGGCACGAUUAAUAGCAGAAGAUAUGAGAAUUCUGCAUCAGUUGCAAAUGGAGCUGUAUACGAAACUGGAACUAUAUCGGUGCUUUGAGAAAACAGUUGAUGAGCAUCAACUCUCUCAAAUAACCACUGACAAUUUAGAUAGCAAUUCCAACAAGAUUGGACAAGAAAAUUUAUCAACAGAACCGACCAGUGAGAAGAGUUUCUCUAACACUAUGAACAUAUUGAAAACUGAGAACGAACUUCGCAUGAGUUGCUCCAUCACCGGACAUCAGAUGAUGGACGAGAAUCGUAAUAGCAAAGAUAUAUCGCGUUGCAACAGAAACUUGUCGGAUGAAGAAAAAGAGAAAGAAGAUGAAUCUUUUGAGAUCAUUCAGAUGCCUGACUCGGAAAUCUCAAGAGAAUUAUUUGUAAAACGUGAAGAGUCUCAACACAAUAGCAGUCGGGACUCACCAAGUUUUGAGCUUGUGUCUGAAACUUCUUCUACUCGUGUCUCACCGCCAUGCUCUAUAUAUAUGAACGAAGAUCACUUUUCGACGUUCGAAGAAGAGCACUUAUGCACACCUGUGUGUAAAUUGCGCCAUUUGAUGGAUUUUCAUAACCAUCUCUUGGGGCGACGAUUCGAUCCUCAUUGCUACUAUUCAAUGACGGCUCUUAAACUUUAUUCUACAAUGACAUGUCCUUCGAAGUUGUUAGAUGUCAAGCAAUCGGAAGAACGGAAAACUCCUCAAUCUCUCAAAUGUCCGAUGAACAAAUGUAUGAACUACGGUGCACACGACGACAUGAAGGAUUCUCAUGCAAGUUAUCUGAGCGUACCAUCUUACUGCGGUUCGGAGACGCAAUCGCAAUGCAGCGUUCAGUCACAUCCCUCGAAUGAUGUUACGCAAAGUUUCCAUUCGCAUACCACGUCGAUCACCGACGCAACUGUUCAUGUCGAACCAUGGAAUAUGUUUAGGUAUCGUCAUGCGCAAAAUAAGAUAGAACAUUCAAUAGUCAAUGAAGAUGUACAAACAGCAACGAAAGACAAUCGUGACGCACCAUCCUGUGGCAUGUGUUGGCGUUGUCUAUUAACAGUGGUUGCCCCGUACACAUGCGGUAACAAAGAAUGUGUCGAUUGUAAUUACAACUUGCCGGAAAUCCUUGAAAAAUACUUCUCAGAUAAUAUUAUUCCUUGCACGUCACAUAAUAAUAUUGCGCAAAGUGAAUCUGACCGACCAAACGAGUCUUCUGAAAAAUCAAAAACGCUGUUCAUUAACGAACUAAACGAGCUAAGCACCGUUGAUCCAGUCCACAUCCUACCGGAAACGUUGGUUACUGCGGCAACGCAAGUCGGAUGUUUCGCUUACGACACCGCGCGCGAAAUGUUCGAUAAACUACGAGCACACACGAAAGAAGAACCUGUUAAACGUCGAGACGAGACAAAGUGCGACAAUAGAAAAUCACGAAUAAAAACGGAAUAAAAAAACUGUUAAGCAUCCGAACGAAAUGAAAUGCGAUAAAAGAAAGUUCUUUUUGAUCACUUGUAAUUUACUGUAAAUUAAUAAGUUAACUAUUCACAAUUUUUCUCUUUGUAGUUAAUGUUUUAGAUGACGAAUAAACACUAGGAUUGUAAAAUAAGAUUUAGAUGAGCGAUUUAUAUUUAAUUAAUUAAAUAUCUGAUUACCUAAUUAUUUAACUUUAAAUACUAUAAUUCGAGUAUUGUAAAUUAGUCAAAUAAAGUAUAUAUAUAUAUAUAUAUAUUAUAUUAGU
Messenger RNA from Pseudomyrmex gracilis, 2633 nucleotides. RefSeq lists its product as uncharacterized. The transcript has 7 exons. NCBI's taxonomy places the organism in Eukaryota, Metazoa, Arthropoda, Insecta, Hymenoptera, Formicidae. Bases 140 to 2344 code for a protein of 734 amino acids. The record is from RefSeq and is a predicted model, not a curated record.